UUGAAUAACGUCUUACUUUAGAAGAGUGGCAUUCCAAAAAAAUCGAGAAUGGAGUGAAACGACAGAAUGAAAGAUUAAAAACACAUAUUACUUUGUUACCACUGAACGGAUUUUAGUCAUUGAUUUCUCGUUGGAUAGUAAACAAAUUACUCUAGUUCAUGAAACCAUUUUUACUAACAUUUUUUCAUAGUAAAGUGGUUAAAAUUCAUAGCAAACUUGAUUAUAAUUCAACCAAUCGCAAUGUUGCAAUCCAGGCACUUCCCUAGCACAGCCGACACUAAAGCAUACAAACGAUUUGACUUUGUAAACGAUUUGUAGUUGCUGUUGUUGUUUUGUUCGCUUGAGUGCACAACGACACGCCCACCGGAAGUAUAACUGUCAUUAGUCACAUAUAAAAGUUAGUAUGCAACAAUCUGCCUAGUCUUCAUUGAUCAUCCGAUCAUUGUAGUAAAAGGAUGAUAUUCUGGAAACCGAAUCGACCAGUAGCAAGAACUGAAUUUCUCAUUCGUUCAUCGACCGGCAAAACGGACGAUUCUUUCUGAAGCAGCAUAAAGUGGGUGGUGGCAAAUAUUAGUCGCUUAUAAAAGCGCACGCCAUCGAAUUGAAUUUCUCAUUUGAACUAUCAUUUUCUGUAGAAGGGCGUGAACAAAAACGCUUAUAAAAUCCGCAAAAAAACGCAUAAAAAUGACUUAAGUAGGUAGCUUCAUUUCACACAACCCAUUCCGCCCCCAGAAUAAUUCUUUCAACUGAUGUCCCGCGAUAAAGUUUUGACCAUCUGGUUAAUUUAUUAAAAUACAAACAGGUUCUUCUGCAUUUGUAGUACUUAUUUAAGUAUUCAACGCGGUCGUGGCUUCUGCUUUUUCUGACCAUCUCAAAGCAAUAGUCAACGUUAAAGUUUAAGCCAAAGUGAAUUGAUUCUUUUAAUUAAUUUCACACAUUCCGUACUCUGAAAUGAACAGAAUUUUUGGCCUUUGAAUAGGUUACACUUCAAGUGGCGGACCCUCUAAUAUUUUCAGGCACACUGAAAAAUUAUCCUAUUUAUUUUCGAAUUCAGAUUAGAUUGUAUAUGUCAUAUGAAAGUGCACAACGAACCAAUAGUUCAUAGAUUAUUUUUUCAAACUCGAAGGAAUUUGAAUAAAGUUUUCAGUGAGAGUUGUAGUUAUUUCAUGCGUACUUUCAUGAAUGACUAUCAAGAAACAACAAAAAAAUUAUAAGCUUUUUCCAAUACUGUACAAUACAAAAAUCCCUUGCAGUAAUUGCAAUAUGGAGUGUUUUAAUCAAGUUUUUCCUUGAAUGUUUUGGGUAUAUAAUUUACUUAUUUUGAACAAAUAUGAAAAACUCUAUUUAACCUGGAUAGCAUCGCUUUCCCCAGGUGGCAUAAAAAGGAAAAAGAGAGUCAGAGACAGACAGCAGACCAUUCCGAUGCUUAUCUGGCCACGCUUUCGUCAGCGUUUCGGCUGAUAAGAACAUUUUCGUUGCAAACUAUGAUAUCAAUACGAAGUUGUGACUUUUAUCGCGGCUGGGUGUAGUCUUCGAUAGUGAGUUCAACCUGUCGGUUGAACGUUCCAACAGGUGUAUCUAUACAGUGCGUAGUUUUUUUUCUACGAAGAGUGUUGCAAUAACCGUGAGAAUAUUAGUCAGGCGACAUCGGGUUCUUGUGAAACAAUGUUAAAAUCAAUUUCGAAGCCGCCAAUGAAAAUUACUUGAAACAAACUACUUCGAGUUUGUGUGCUUAGCAUACUUUUCUAGCAUGUAUCUUUUAUCAAGCUUAUUCUCUUAUUGAUUUUAAUGCAAUACAGCAACAAAACCACAUACACGAACAGAGGCCAUUUGAUAAAAAUUGUUCAGAAUAAACUCUUUAAGUUUAUUGCCGCUUAUACAUCUGCGCAGUCUAGACACAGGAUGGCGUCCCUAACACAUUUAAAAUUUAUUAAUGUGCUACUUUAUAUAUUCUUCAUGGCCUCCCGUGCGGUGGCGUACAAUAUUCCCCAGGAGUUGAUUCACUGCUAUCGGGGAAACUCCACCUUGCCAACCGUGGGCUUCAACCAGCAGCUGUUGCUAGAGCUUAUACGGAAAAUCGAGCUUAAAAAUCCUACCACGCUGGACAUGCGCAUGCUGAGUGUGGAGUUGAUGCAUCGCAUUCGUAUCGAUGGCAUCGAGAAAGCUCCCGGCCUGAGGGAAACGGAAUUCGUAACACCGUACAGCACCCGUGGUCUGAUGGUACCAAAGUAUACACUUCUUCUACAACUUGUGUCCAACAUUCCGGGUACGGUUGAGUUUGAGCAGUUUCUGAGCCCUUCAGAGAUUUGUUCACUGCACCGAUUGCUCAGCAGUUCCGUUGAACCGUACCAACGUGGUGAUGAGCGCGUAACCUGCCCGGGAACGCUGGCGGAUUCUAGAAAUCCCCAAGCACCUUGGGUCACUCAAAACAAGAGCCAACGCAACCAAACAAGCAGCACAACAUUUGAUCGACCUAUUUCCCGUUGUCCAGUGGAGGGUGGAACCUAUCGGAGCAACAAAUACGGGUCGAUUGCUCCUGGUGUCGUGAUCGCAUCUAUAGCUGCCGGCCUACAACCCCAGAAUGUUCGUAUCAGUGAGUUUAUCUCCGCGUACAAGCGAAAAAAUCCCUAUGAAAAUCUGGAAACUAUGGAACGAGGAGACACCCGUAAACAGCUGGAGAAACUGUUCAACUCAAUGGAAGCGAUCGACAACACAUACGUGACUGGGUUGGCGGGAGAUUUGGCCGAAGUGUGCCUCUAUCAGGGACCAUUCGUUGGGACGGAUUUACGAGUCGGGUUAAAUGGAACGUGGAAUGAUACGUACUUUCCUAGAGUUAGACAUCUAACAGAUGAGCAUAACGGUCGUUGGGAGAUGACGGAUAGUGAGAUAUUAUCGGGUAUUGAUGGGUACUUCUUGGCGCAACAAGUUCCGAACUUCGUUAAUAAAGUUCGUCGGCUUCGAUUGUCACAAGUGCUAGACAUGUACUACAGUGAUCGAGGAAUUCCAGUAGUUUCGAUAGAGAAUGUGCAGAAACGGAAACUGCACAACAGCAGGCUGUCAGCUACGAAGAGUCCGAAGAAUACCGAACUUCGGGAAGAUUCUUUGGAUGAACUUUUCAACGCUGAUAUCAAAAGUCGCCUAAGCGACGUUUUCAACGAGGAUGAUGAUCCCGCAUCGAAAGGUGAUCAAUCGGCUACUGAUGAAAUCAAUCGAGCAUGCUAUCGCAAGCAGAUUCUGCAAAGCAUUGACCGUGACAAACUGCGACAGGAAACGUUCAACUUCGUUCAGGUGUUACAGUAUACUACGGGUAGCGUUGUGGUGGAGGACUCACUAAUGCGUCGGAACUGUGACGCAGCCGUCGAUAGGUUCUUUAGCUAUUCGACUAAUCUGCUGUCAACGAUAGCCGAUUGUUCUGUCGUGGGUUCUUCCGACGUUAGGCCAAACGUUGAUUUGCUAGUGGUGAUUGAUGGCUCAAGAAGUGUUUAUGAAAAUCAGAAAAUCAUAUUCCAUUUAGCGGAGUUGGUUGACAUCUCCAUUUACGGAUCGUACAUGGCAGUUAUUCAUGGUCAAACCGGAGAGUUUCUCGUGAAUCGCACUAAUAGUGUUGCUAGUGUUUUUGAACAACUUACAAGCUUUAAUGGAUCUUAUCCAACAUCUCUCUCGCUUUCCAAAAGCUUCAAUUCUAUAGUUAACCGAUUGUCCGCCCAAAUGGAACAAGAACGAUCCUACAGAGUGGUGGGUGCUAACUCACCUGUGAUCAUGGUAAUUUCUCAGGGUCAGAAAAUAACACAAACAGAUUACAAUAGCGCUCGGCGAAUAAUGACCAGCUCGUUCGAGCAGUUUCCGGAUUUGUACUUCAUCUUUCUGACCAACGAUGAUGGCACCUUUAGCCAGUUGACAGACUUUACCGGGCUUUCUCACAGUCGGUUACCGGUGGAAGAACACUACAAAAUAAUCAAAUCAACAUCGAUCGACCUUCAGCCAUUCAGUGGAGAAUUGUACGCCAUUUUGAAAGCGAUUCCCCAACGUUUGGUGGCGCCAUUCUGUCGAACGGCCUCGAAUCGAGACAUGUGGCACAACAUUAACAUACGUGAAGAAUACGAACAGUACAUUAGCCCAGGAGUGGAACUGCGCUAUCGUAUUAGUCGAAAUUUCCUCUGGGGUACUGGCGAGGUUAACAUUCAGUUCCAGAACUCGGCGUACGGCGAGUUCACCGUGUGCGGAACAUUCAACAACCAAUUGGCCGGUUUGCACUGCAAAACGACAUCACCGGAAGAGGACAAUGUGUGGUUUAAUUUUACCGGCCUGUGCUUGGGUGAGUCAGAGCUGCAAUGUCCAUCGCUGUACUUUAUCGUGCAGCUGGAGACUUCGUUCAUGAAAUGUAACGAAAAUGACUGCCGUUAUCCGGAUCAGGUACGGAUGGUUAUCAAGCAUCAAGGGCUGCGUUGUCCGACGGAUUUGAACGGGAAUGCCAGUGGGUUGGUUGCAAGCUGGGUCGGUAUAGUUUUGACAGUAUUUACCGUUUUGAUGAAUGACAGAUUAUUUCAAUAAA
Molecule: messenger RNA, 4552 nt
Organism: Wyeomyia smithii (pitcher-plant mosquito)
Lineage: Eukaryota; Metazoa; Arthropoda; Insecta; Diptera; Culicidae
Exons: 7
Coding region: 1789-4551 (920 amino acids)
Source: RefSeq, a predicted model, not a curated record